AUGAAUCUUCCUCCAGAUAAGGUGAAGAUCCUCAGCCAGUAUGACAACGAGAAGAAGUGGGAUCUGAUCUGUGACCAGGAGCGCUUUCAAGUGAAGAAUCCUCCAUCUGCUUAUUUGGAGAAGCUGAAGAGCUAUCUGGAUCAUGGAGGAGUCAGUCGUAAGUUUAAGAGACGUGUGCAGGAAUCCACUCAGAUCCUGAGAGAGUUGGAGAUUUCCCUGAGGACCAAUUACAUCGGCUGGGCUCAGGAGUUCCUAAAUGAAGAGAACCAAGGCUUGGAUGUUCUUGUGGAUUAUCUGUCCUUUGCCCACAGUGCUGUCACAUAUGAUGUGGACAGUUUGGACAAUGGAGUGUUGCCCACAGACAAAAGCAAAAUAGUGGACAAGUCAGUGGAGGAUCUGAGCAGAAGUGCCAGCAACUCCCCCACUCACAGCGCCUCCAAGGCCAGCAAGGGCUUCACAGUCAGAUUCAACUCUCUCCAACACAGGAAAGCCCUGAGGAACUCUCGUGUUGUGCAGACAGACGACGUCCAUCUCUGCAUCAUGUGUUUACGUGCCAUCAUGAACUAUCAGUCUGGGUUCAACCUGGUGAUGAAGCAUCCCUGCUGUGUCAACGAGAUCACGCUCAGCCUCAACAACAGGAACCCACGGACCAAGGCUCUGGUGCUGGAGCUGCUGGCUGCUGUGUGUUUGGUGCGAGGAGGCCAUGACAUCAUCCUCUCCGCCUUCGACAACUUCAAAGAGGUGUGUGGAGAGAAGAGUCGCUUUGAGAAGCUCAUGGAGUAUUUCUGCCAUGAGGACAGCAACAUCGACUUCAUGGUGGCCUGUAUGCAGUUCAUCAACAUCGUGGUGCACUCAGUGGAGAACAUGAACUUCAGGGUCCACCUGCAGUACGAGUUCACCCGCCACGGCCUGGAUGAAUACCUGGAGAAGUUGAAGUUCACGGAGAGCGACCGCCUGCUGGUGCAGAUCCAGGCCUAUCUGGACAAUGUGUUUGAUGUGGGGGUGCUGCUGGAGGACGCAGAGACCAAGAACGCUCUGCUGGAGCACAUGGAGGAGCUGCAGGAGCACAACACACAGGUGCAGCUCAUCAGACAGGUGUAG
Notothenia coriiceps (black rockcod) is the source of this 1101-nucleotide messenger RNA. RefSeq names its product formin-like protein 1. Gene Ontology annotation, molecular function: actin filament binding; small GTPase binding. The coding region runs from base 1 to 1101 and encodes 366 amino acids. The record is from RefSeq and is a predicted model, not a curated record. Gene Ontology annotation, biological process: regulation of cell shape; cortical actin cytoskeleton organization; cell migration. NCBI's taxonomy places the organism in Eukaryota, Metazoa, Chordata, Actinopteri, Perciformes, Nototheniidae. The transcript has 12 exons. Gene Ontology annotation, cellular component: cytosol.